This is a messenger RNA of Alternaria incomplexa, 2079 nucleotides long. RefSeq lists its product as uncharacterized. The record is from RefSeq and is a predicted model, not a curated record. NCBI's taxonomy places the organism in Eukaryota, Fungi, Ascomycota, Dothideomycetes, Pleosporales, Pleosporaceae. Bases 1 to 2079 code for a protein of 692 amino acids. The transcript has 2 exons.
AUGGCAGGCAAUAGUAGUCUUGGUCUAAAUCCUCAAGACUUUAACAUUGUCGAAGCUAGUAUCGGUGAUCAUCUAGAAGCUCUCGACGAACAACGGAUUACCAGCGUGGAUCUUGUCAUCAGCUGUCUGAAUCGCAUUGCCAAGUUCGACACUAUCCAAGGUCUUAAUGCCUUUACGGUAUUCAACGAGAAGGUCCUCCAAGAUGCAGCAGCUUCCGAUGCUCGGCGUGCCCAAGGUCUCAAGCCUCGACCUUUGGAAGGUAUACCUUAUACGAUCAAAGAUAGUUACAAAGUUGCCGGCAUGACAGUCACAGAUGGCUCACCUGCUCUGAAAGGUGUCAUGUCGAGCGGCGACUCUGCAAUCGCUGAGAAGCUUCGAGCUGCGGGAGCGAUCUUGAUUGGAAAGACUAACAUGCCACCGAUGGCUGCGGGUGGUAUGCAGAGAGGCAUGUAUGGUCGUGCAGAGUCGCCGUAUAACUCAAAGUACCUCACUGGCGCCUUCUCAUCUGGGUCUUCAAAUGGUGCUGCAACGUCUGUGACGUCCAGCAUGGCAGCUUUCGGCAUGGGUAGCGAGACCGUCAGCAGCGGACGAAGUCCAGCGUCCAAUAACGCCAUUGUCUGCUACACACCAUCGAAAGGACUCUUGAGCUGUCGCGGGUUGUGGCCUUUGUACAUCACAUGCGAUGUUCCAACCCCGUAUGCGCGAUCGGUGGACGACAUGUUGGAAAUACUAAAUGUCAUUGCUACUCCAGAUGAAGACACCACCGGGGACUUCAUUCGCGAACAAAAGCAUGUGGAAAUACCUCAGCCUCCUUCGAUCGAUUACACUACUUUACGAAACGGCGAAGCGCUGCGAGGUAAGAGGAUUGGGGUGCCGAAGAUGUACACUGGCCAGAAAGACUCAGAUCCGCACGCAAAGCAUCCUUACGUCUCACCAGAGGUCGUCGCAAUAUGGCAACGGGCAGCAGAAGACAUUAAGUCCAUGGGGGCAGAGAUCGUCUACACCGAUUUCCCUCUGGUAACAAAUUACGAAAACGACUCCGUUUCGGGUGAAGCGAACAACGUCGAUGGACGUCCUGCGAACUGGAACCUCCUCGAGCGAGGCGUUCUUAUCGCCCAAGCGUGGAAUGCUUUUCUCGUAGACAACAAUGAUUCCAACAUCAAGUGCUUAGCCGACAUCAAAGAUCCUGCGAUGCUAUUCCCAAAGCCACCAGGCUACAAGCCGGAUCGCUUUCUCGAAGUGAGGAAUUGGAUUGAUUACCCCGGUCUGCCCAAGAUGGUCCAGGAUGGGAGUAUACAUGACAUCCAGGGUAUGGAGCAAGCUCUCAAAGCUCUCGAAGCCCAAAGGAAACGCGAUCUAGAAGAUUGGAUGGACAAAAAUGGGCUGGAUGUCGUUGCAUUUCCUGCGCAAGGCGACGUCGGUCUCGCAGAUCUUGAAUUCGACAUUGACAGCACGACACAUAGUCUCCAGAAUGGCGUAAAAUACUCCAACGGUAAUCGCGCGAUCAGGCAUCUCGGUGUACCUACUGUUAGUGUACCCAUGGGUGUCAUGAGCGACAAAAACAUGCCUGUGAACAUCACAUUCGCGGGGAAAGCCUACGAAGAUACGAAGCUAUUGGAGUAUGCAUAUGCGUUCGAACGGGCGACCAAGAGACGUAUACCGCCUCCUCUUACCGCCCUACCCACCGAUAUCAUCCGAAAGGCAUUCUCCCCGCCACCUAAAAAUAAGCCUCUUAUUGAGUGCGUUGCAGCUGUCUCCAACACUAUCUCGGGCCUCACCAUCCAAGUCUCCAUGGUCGCCGACGGUGGCUCUGACCACCCAUCACCAGCAACGUCACUGGAGGUCUUCGUAGACGGGGAGGCGGUAUUUCACGAGAACGCCAACAAGUUGGAGUGGAACGUUUCGUUUUCAGAUGAAGUUCAGAGGCCGAAAGUCCUGGGGUGGGAUCUCAAGCCGUUGCCGAAGAGAGAAAUCAUGGUCAUCGUGGUUGUGAAGAGGCAGUUGGACGCGGAGGGCCUGCAGAGGGAAGCAAGGGUACUUUGGGUACCUGUCGAUGAACUUGGUGAAGCGUCUGCUUGA